GGCUCUCCCAUCAUGUCCGGCCACCCCACCAACCUGAGAGUGAAGCUGCCCCUGCUCUGCGCUCUCCUGCAGCUGGCGACUAUCCUCCUGUUCGCCUUUUUCGUCCAGUACGACAGCCACACCAGCCCCCGGCUGUGGCACGAGGAGGUGCAGCUGCAUAGCAAACACCCUCUGGACAAUGAAUUCUACCCCCGCUACCCAAGCUUCCAAGACGUCCACGCCAUGGUUUUCCUCGGCUUCGGCUUCCUGAUGACCUUCCUGAAGCGCUACAGCUUCGGUGGGGUGGCUUUCAAUUUUCUGAUCGCUGCCUUUGCCCUCCAGUGGUCUGUCCUCAUCCAGGGGUUUUUCCACACCUUUCACGAUGGCAAAAUCCACGUGGGAAUAGAAAGCAUGAUCAACGCAGACUUCUGCGCCGGGUCCGUCCUCGUCUCCUUUGGGGCGCUGCUGGGCAAGACGAGCCCCGUUCAGCUGCUGCUGAUGGCUGGGCUGGGAGUCACCCUCUUCGGCCUCAAUGAGUACAUCUUGCUGAGCAUCCUUCAGGUGAAGGAUGCCGGGGGCUCCAUGACCAUCCAUACUUUUGGGGCCUACUUCGGGCUGAUGGUGUCCCGGGUUCUUUUCCGACCCCACCUGGACAAGAGCCGGCAGCGGGAAGGCUCCGCCUACCACUCGGACCUCUUUGCUAUGAUUGGCACUCUCUUCCUGUGGGUCUUCUGGCCCAGUUUCAACUCAGCAGUAACCGCCCACGGGGAUGACCAGCAACGGACGGUGAUGAACACCUACUUCUCCUUGGCCUCCAGCACCCUCACCACCUUCGCCAUCUCCGCUCUGGUGAACCGCGGAGGCCAGCUGGACAUGGUUCACAUCCAGAAUGCCGCCCUGGCUGGCGGGGUGAUCGUUGGCACUUCAGCCGAGAUGGCGGUGACUCCCUUUGGGGCCCUGAUCGCCGGGUGCGUGGCUGGCCUGGUGGCCACCCUCGGCUUCAGGUUCCUCACGCCCAUCCUGGCUGCCAGGCUGAAAAUCCAGGACACCUGCGGGAUACACAACCUGCACGGGAUGCCCGGCGUGCUCGGUGCCCUCCUUGGUGCCCUAGUGGCCGCUCUGGCAACCCCAGAUGCCUAUGGAGAAGGGAUGGCUGACGUCUUCCCCCUUGUGGCCUCCGGGCAACGCACCUCCCUCAGACAGUCUCUCUUCCAGCUGCUGGGCUUGCUGGUCUCCCUGGGCAUGGCCCUGAUCGGUGGCAGCCUGGUAGGGGCAGUCCUGAAGAUGCGAAGCCUUGGGAUGCCCCCAGAUGCUCUCUGCUUCGAGGAUCAAAUCUAUUGGGAGGUAUUUGAAGGCUUCCCCGGGGUCAAAGUGCCUGAAGAACAUCAUGAUGGCUUCCAGGGCAUGGAAGCUCUGAGCACAGAGGAGGCAGACAAAGCCACCCACGCCUGA
Protobothrops mucrosquamatus (brown spotted pit viper) is the source of this 1431-nucleotide messenger RNA. RefSeq names its product Rh family B glycoprotein (gene RHBG). The record is from RefSeq and is a predicted model, not a curated record. Gene Ontology annotation, biological process: ammonium transmembrane transport; ammonium homeostasis. The transcript is spliced from 10 exons. Gene Ontology annotation, cellular component: plasma membrane. The coding region runs from base 13 to 1431 and encodes 472 amino acids. Lineage: Eukaryota; Metazoa; Chordata; Lepidosauria; Squamata; Viperidae. Gene Ontology annotation, molecular function: ammonium channel activity.